AUGAGGGCUAAUUACAACGGCUACAUUCCCUUGUCCAAGGAGAUGCGAAUCCGCUCCUGGCUAGCCGGUGUGCCCGACGACCCGGAGUUGCUGGCUCCGGUUCUUGAGCCGUUCCAAGAGUAUGAUGGCUUUGUCAGCCGAUCAGCGAACAUGCAAAAAUGGCCGGAACUGUCUCAGUGGGGAGUGCCCGGCAGCCCUGGCCGAUGGAACAAAGAAUUCGGAGUAUUCCAAGCAACACUACCCACGCCUCUGGAGGCUGCGGGCCAGAUCACCGAUCGCGUAAUGUCUACUAACCGGGCCAGGCCCAAAGUCCCAAUCCGGUCGCCGAAGCGGCCGAUAUGGCGGCCGUUAUGA
Grosmannia clavigera kw1407 is the source of this 354-nucleotide messenger RNA. RefSeq lists its product as uncharacterized. The coding region runs from base 1 to 354 and encodes 117 amino acids. Lineage: Eukaryota; Fungi; Ascomycota; Sordariomycetes; Ophiostomatales; Ophiostomataceae. The transcript has a single exon. The record is from RefSeq and is a predicted model, not a curated record.